This is a messenger RNA of Zasmidium cellare ATCC 36951, 1062 nucleotides long. RefSeq lists its product as uncharacterized. Gene Ontology annotation, biological process: translation. The transcript has a single exon. Gene Ontology annotation, molecular function: structural constituent of ribosome. Bases 1 to 1062 code for a protein of 353 amino acids. Lineage: Eukaryota; Fungi; Ascomycota; Dothideomycetes; Mycosphaerellales; Mycosphaerellaceae. The record is from RefSeq and is a predicted model, not a curated record. Gene Ontology annotation, cellular component: mitochondrial large ribosomal subunit.
AUGCCUCCACGGAUACACCUCCAACCCCAGCAGCUACGGCCAUCUUCAUCAACACAAUACGUCUGCCGACAAUGCAGAAAUGCAUCAGUAGCAUCGGCGACCACACCAGCACCUCCCAUCGAGCAGACAAUCCAUGCCGCUGCACCAAUCGCGAGAUAUCCUCCAACCCAGCCGCCAUCGUACAAAUCUCCUGAGUUCCGCAAAACACAACUUCACCGACAGUACCAGUCAUUGCUGCGGUCAACGCAACUAAUGCUCGUCUUCCAACACAACAACUUGAAGUCUACAGAGUGGAUGGGCAUCAGGAGAGAAUUGGCUACGGCGCUGAGGAAGGUUGAUGAAGAGCUCGCGAAGAAUGGCGAUCAGGACUCUUUGAGCAGUGAUGUGAAGCUACAAGUGGUACAGACGGGCAUAUUUGUAUCGGCCUUGAAGGUCGUGGAGUUUUGGGAUCCCAAGUUCGAGCCGAAAAUACCUGAGCAGGACCCAACCGACCCCAAGACUGCCAGCUCGGCGGUCAUCCCAAACACGAAGCCCAGCAAACACGAUAAGAUGAUUCAGCAUGGGCUGUCGAAGAAGGCACACGCGAUAGCUGUGCACAGGGCCAAAUACAUGAGGCAUGGCUUGGAGCCUCUCCUUUCAGGACCCCUUGCACUUUUGACACUACCCACCGUAUCACCGCAGCACCUCAAGGCAGCCUUGUCCAUUCUUUCUCCAUCAAAAGACUUCCCAGCACCGAAGCGGAAAACGAACCCUGGCUAUCACGAGCCUGCGGUCCAGAACGGAAUUCAGAAGUUGAUGUUGCUUGGUGCUAGGGUUGAGGGCAAGGCUUUCGAUAUGGAGGGAGCCAAAUGGGUCGGAAGUAUUGAAGGCGGCUUGGACGGUCUACGCGGGCAGAUGGUGGCCAUGCUCCAGAGUGUGGGAGCUGGCAUUACCAACACGCUGGAGGCUGCCUCGAAGAGUCUGUACUUGACGGUGGAGGGGAGGCGAACGAUGCUGGAGGAUGAGGAGAAGGGAAUUCCAGAGGAGAAGGGAGAGUCAGAAACGAAGACCGAGGGCUCUUGA